AUGGCACAGCCGCCAAGGCCUUCUGCAUUGUUGUCGAAGGAACCCACAAGCAACCGGAGUUCUUGGCGGUUUCCACCGCUGGUCUGCCGUAAUCUACUGGGUAGGACCGUGAGGGUUCCUCAAGACCUCCAGGGCCAGCUCAGUGUUCUAGUUGUGGGGUUCAAGGCCGCCCACUAUGAUGAUAUGAAUUCUUGGAUGCCCUUUGCAACCAAGCUAGGGAGAGAAAUUAUGGAGAAGCACAAGCUUGACGUGCCCCUGGUUCAAUCUUACAGGCUGGUUGUAAGGCAUCGCGCGGGUGUGUUACUCCGUUGGUGGACGGACGAGAGGUUGCGUUUUGCAAUAGGCACAGAAUACUCCGAGCCAAGUAUGCCUAGGGCAGAGAAGGUGAUAGAGAAGGCCGGAGAGACAGGUUUGGGUCCUGCAGGAGAAACUCUAGACGCAAGAGAAGUCCUAGACCCUGCAGUUGAGCCACCCGCAUGUAUCAAAGUAGAGUCGGCUGACAGUUCCUCCGGAGGCCAAACGCCUGAAGAAAUUCGUCUCGCUACACUGUAUGCAGCUCGCUCUCGAACUCUUGUUUGCUUCACUGACAAGAGCGCAUUUGUGGACGCGCUGCAGCUGGCGGAUGCUCAGCGAGUUUACGUUUUCCUUUUAGACAAGACAGGGGAUAUCGCAUGGAGCGUGCUACCUUCUGCAGAUGGAACUGCAGAGAGCAAACAAGAUUAG
This is a messenger RNA of Eimeria acervulina, 723 nucleotides long. RefSeq lists its product as hypothetical. The record is from RefSeq and is a predicted model, not a curated record. The transcript has 4 exons. The coding region runs from base 1 to 723 and encodes 240 amino acids. Lineage: Eukaryota; Apicomplexa; Conoidasida; Eucoccidiorida; Eimeriidae.